Molecule: messenger RNA, 1566 nt
Organism: Malus domestica (apple)
Lineage: Eukaryota; Viridiplantae; Streptophyta; Magnoliopsida; Rosales; Rosaceae
Product: multiple organellar RNA editing factor 8, chloroplastic/mitochondrial
Biological process (GO): cytidine to uridine editing; mitochondrial mRNA modification
Cellular component (GO): mitochondrion
Source: RefSeq, a predicted model, not a curated record
GGAAAACCCAGAUACGCCCUUAUCUCCCACUCUCACUCUAGGGUUUAUCAGAGCCCCAAACCCUCAUCGCGAUCGACCAUGGCGACCCAUUUCUUCUACCGCUCGCUUCCCAAGACCCAAGCCAUGGCUUCAUUUCUCUCUCGUUCCCUCACCACCGCCACCUCCGCCGCUUCCCUAUCCACCGCCGCCCGAUCUCGCUCUUCUUCGCUCUCUCUCCUCCACCGCCUCCGCCCCCUCGCCGGAGUCAUGGCCUCCGCCGGCAGGCUCUCUCCUGCCAUCGUCCGGUGCUUGUCCACCAGAUCGACCACGUCGUCGCUCAGAGACCCAAACCCUAACUGGUCGAACCGGCCUCCCAAGGAGACGAUCCUCCUCGAUGGGUGUGACUUCGAGCACUGGUUGGUUGUCAUGGAGCCCCCUCAGGGUGACAUCACUAGGGAUGAGAUCAUCAAUAGCUACAUCAAAACCCUAGCUACCGUCGUCGGAAGUGAGGAAGAAGCUAGAAUGAAGAUCUACUCAGUUUCAACUAGGUGCUAUUAUGCAUUUGGGGCACUUGUAUCUGAAGAGGUUUCACUCAAAAUCAAAGAGUUGCCUGGAGUCCGUUGGGUACUUCCUGAUUCUUACUUGGAUGUUAAGAACAAAGAUUACGGAGGUGAACCUUUUAUUAAUGGCCAAGCUGUGCCAUAUGAUCCCAAGUACCAUGAAGAAUGGAUAAGAAACAAUAGUCGAGCAAAUGAGAGAAAUAGACGUAAUGACAGACCUCGUAACUUUGACAGAUCCAGGAACUUUGAAAGGAGGAGGGAAAAUACCGGUCCAUCUCCUAUGCCUAAUCAAGCUGGCCCAAAUUCGGGACCUGGACCUGCCAACAUGGGUCCUCCACCCCCCAACAGGGGUCCUCCACCUCCCAACAUGGGUCCAGGCCCGAUGCCUCCCAACAUGGGUCCUCCACCCCCCAACAGGGCUCCAAUGCCGCCUCACAACAUGGGUCCACCAAACAACUACAAUAAUCCCCCGCCAAGCAGCAACUGGAACUCUGGGCCUCCCAACAACUACAAUCAGGCACCUCCCAACAACUACAAUCAGGUGCCUCCCAACAACUACAAUCAGAUGCCUCCCAAUAACCUGGGAGGGGUGCCACCAAACAACAUGGGUCCGCCAUCUAAUGCAGGAUGGAAUGGUGCUGGACAAUACCAGAAUAACUACACGCCAGAGAGGGACGGUGGAGCCAAUCCUGGCCCAAACCGUUACUAAGUUUGAGGCUAGCUAUAUGGUAUGAUGAGUCUUGUAGGCAUGGUGUAGAUAAACGAGGUUGCUCGAGAUGGGCCGUAGGUUGGCAUAUUGGUGUGGUCUUGAAUGAUAUUUUGUUUGGCAAUAUAACUGUGGUCGGAACCUGGUUGCCUUUCAUCUGAAUAUUAUUACAUUUUCGAGGUCAUAUCUUAUGCGAUUAGUCGUGUCUUACUUUGGUACACGGUAUGAGUUAGUGAACAUAAUGACAGAAGGCAGACUGUCUGGUGAUCCUGUUUAGAUGGAACAUGUUAAUUUGCAGUCUACUGUGAUGAUUGCCUGUGU